UGGCGUCUGCUUUGGGCUUUUGCUGUGAAGGUCUCGUCAGGAAGCAGUCGUCCUCCUACUCUGGUUGUUUUAAAGAUGGCGGCGGGUUUGGACGCCUCGCAGAGCUUGGUGUUUUUCGCGCCGUUGUGAAGUUUUGCCACCGUUAAUCCGAGACGGAGAGCUCCGAUGGCGGCGUCAUGAGGAGAGGGUCACUGUGCAAUGUUACCGGAUGCCUCGUGUGAACCGGACAGCCGUUUUAUCACUGCUGAUCGUCAGCAGCUCCGUGUUCCUGCUGUUCCAGUUGUAUUACUACCGGAAGUACGUCAGCAAGUCUGGUCCUCACAUCCUGAGCCGAACAGGUCACCUGACCGCCAGCGACGUCCAAUGGCAGACGGUGAAAAAGUUCCUGGCAUUAGCCCAUCGUUUCAGGCUACCAGUGUUUCUCGCCGACACCGCAGCGCUCAAGUUGCUCUCCCAGGAUGCUUUGCGGCAGCGCGACCGGCAGGUGCGCGAGCCGCACUGCAGCUUCCUGUGCACCGGCCGGCCAAUCACGUCGUUCGCACUGCAUGCUAACAUGUGGAAGUACGAUCAUGGCUUCCUAGUGGCUGCUGAGCAGAAAGGCUUUGAGCUGCUGGAGCUGCGAGGAGAGGACCCACGAUUGGCCAGUCUGGACACCCUAUCAGGAGAGGAGAUCCCCCUGCACUUUCUGUUCCGCCUCCACAGUUACAUCAUCCAGGUGGUGUUCCUGUACGAGCGUAGUGGGAACUACCUGUGGCACGGAGCAUUACAUCUCAAAGCAAACAUGGACCGAGGGUUCGCUCCAUUCAAACUUCUCGACUAUGGACGCCACGCCGGAGCUUAUGACAGGCUGGAGCUAGUCCUGACUGUCCUGGAUGGCCUCGACGUUCAAGUACCACGCAACGUCUCGCACUUUCUGUCCGAGCAGAAAAACGCUCGCUUCCUGGAGUGCCGUUACCGCGACGCCCGCAACUUCCUGCAGCUCUACCCUGACGACUCGUCUCCAGCAGCGGUGGAUUUUCGCAGGAAAGCAAAGUCAUUGCUUCAUUUAGCUGCUCGAACACUCGGCCACCUCGACGUCCCCUUCUGGCUCAGCAGCGGCACCUGUCUGGGCUGGUUCAGGCAGUGCAGUAUUAUUUCGUACAGUCGUGAUGUCGAUAUUGGGAUCUUUAUCAUAGACUUCAGGGCAGACAUCAUCGCAGCAUUCAGAGAGGCCGGCCUUUCACUCAAGCACAAGUUCGGGAAGGUGGAGGACAGUCUAGAGCUGUCCUUCCUGGGUGGGGACGUCAAACUGGACGUUUUCUUUUUCUACGAAGACGGAGACGUCGUCUGGAACGGAGGGACGCAGGCGAAGAGCGGCAGGAAGUUCAAGUACGUCUUCCCUCGCUUCUCGCUCUGCUGGGCGGAGCUUCUCGAGCUGAAAGUUCGCGUUCCGUGCCAAACACUCGACUACGUGACGGCGAAUUACGGCGCCUCCUGGAGCAUCCCUGUGAGGAGCUGGGACUGGAAGUCGUCACCGAGCAACGUGCAGGAAAACGGGGCAUGGCCUCCGUCGGAGUGGGCGGAGCUCAUCCAAGUUUACUGACCAGGACAAAGACACAAGAUGGAAAAUAAAAUCAACACUGAAACUACGAAUAAAGACAAAGCGAAAAAAGUCAAAGAAUAUGAACUGAUUUUUUUUCUUUUCAUGCCAGAAUCUGGAAACUUCUGGCAGACGUCUUCAUCAACUAAUAAUACCAAUAAUAAUAAUAAUGUCAGGUCAUCCACAGAUUAAAUUUGUGAGAUCAUUUUAAUAAUUUCCUUCCUAAAAUCUUAUAUUUCAGCCCAAUUUUUGUGAUUAAUUUCAUACUUUACUCAUAGACUUUAUACUAUUUGGUUUAUAUAUUUGUCUUUUCACCAUGGAAAAAAAACUUAUCAAGCGUUUAAAACUGUGUUGUGCUGCUGAAUUUAAUUGCACAUAAGUAUCUUUUAUAUGUGUGAGCGGUGAUAAAAUAGAGUUCAUUUAAAUUUAAAUCAACCGCACAUGAACAUGAAAGCUCAUCUGAGUUUAACAUCAAACAGGUGUAAAGACUUUGAAGACACCUGAAUUAUAUUUUUCAUUAAAAAUCUGCCACUUAAAAUAAUUUAGUCAUAACAGCACAAACUGUAUUAACAUAUUAUAAUAUACAGAGUUAUUAGAACAGGUGCUCUGUAACUGUUUAUUACAUCAACAGUUAUUAAACAUAAUAAUUAUCCGUUUCAGCUAUCCCAGUUAAAACUAUAUUUCUGUGCUUUUGUCAUUUUGCAUGUCUUCAACUCAAAAAAAAAAAAGAAAAUUUGCGGCUGCCUGGAUCUUCUGCAGACUGUCAGCGUGAUUAUGAAGGAGUAGGAUGAACUGUCCAGGGUGACACGAAGAACUGCUGCGUCUCUGUUUUCAUUGGAACCAAACGGCAACACUCAGGACACGACAAACUCACUCCUGAAACCACGGGGAAUUAUCAUGGUCUGGGACUCAUGGUGAUGGACCGUGUUUAAAUCCGCAUUGAAAGGCGCACGGAUGCUGCGGUUGUGUCCUAACGCUGCUCUCUGCUGGUGGAGUUUGUGGUCGUACAGUGCCUGCCGUUCUAUCUGCAGAGCGAGUUCACCUGUUGUUACUGCAGCGGUCCACCCGUGAGAGCUGGGGCCUGCUUCAGAAAGCAGGUUUAACAAACUCUGCAUUUAACCCUGAAUUCUGGGUUGAAUAACUGACUAACUCACAGUUUUCAGUUGCAGAACAGGUGAUAAUAAUUAGGUCAACUCUGACUUAACCCUGAGUAAAGCACAUGAUUGAAUCAUCAUGGCAACAGGAGAAAAAAAGGCUCCAUCCUCCUACUUCUUUCCAGUGCAGUCAGAAAUAUUAAUGAAUGUGUAUGCAGAAUAUGAAUAAAUAUUUAAGAAAACAAAAGCAAUACAGUAGCAGCAGCAAAAUAACGUUAAAAUUGCUUACUGAGUCAAUGCGUGAGUAAUAAUUGAAGUUUUAUCUCAAGUGUUCGACUUAUUCAACAUAAAUAUAUAUCUAUAUGUAGCUAUAUAUAACAGGUAAUUUCAUUACAAGCAAUUGUGGUGUUGUUUAGCCUACCCCACCUAACUAAAUAAGACUCAGUGGCUAUAUUCAACAUGUCAUAUAAUUUAAGUAGUUUGUGAAAUUUUUCAAAGGAAAAAAAAGGUAAAAUUUUCUGCCGUCCCAACACUUCCAGUAUUUAAUAUUGUGUAUUUGAAAGCAACACCUAAAUGCCUUUAUUCAUACAAGUCUCCAAAUGUGUGCUAACUGGAUAUGUUCAAAUUUGUCCUCCAGUAUAGCCAGAAGAAAACUGUUGACACCCAAAAAACCGGUGGGGGUCCAGCACCACCACCUUCACCACCACUCACAGGGGCUGAGGAGAUGGCCCUCAGUCAAAAGAGUGGACGACCUGGAGGCAAGUUCAUCUGACCCAACCGGCUCCCAGAACACAAGGGCCUACAUAAGAGUUUAGUUAUUAAAUGAAGAUAUAUGUACAUUCAUCCUUUUGCCUGCGUCAGCUCAGUGACACCUGCCCAUCCAUCUUAUUUCCUUGUAGUGGUCUAAUUCUUUGUAACUGACUGCUGUUACUUUUUCAGAUUCUUAGCUGUCCCUCAGAAAUAUCUAUUUCAAGGUGACUUUGAGUUAUAUAUUUGAAAAAUUGUGGUGUGGCCUGCACACUGUUGUAAAAAGAAAAUGCAAAUGAGGUGGGGCAUUUUUUCUGGGUAAUGUUCUAAUUUAACCGUGUAAUCUUCUUCAUCUUCUACCAGUUACUGAUGGUGUAAUCUGUCUGGUCGAGCCUUCUGCCAUAACAGACCUCCACGCAGUUGUAAGUACUCUUAAUACGCCACAGAUUUCUCGUAACGGGUUAUGGCCCUUUGAGACACAUUGCCGUUUUUGCGCUGCGCUCGCCGCUGGGUUCAAUGCAUUGGAAGCCAGUGGAAACUAUGGGUUUCAGAGUGCAGUGGUGCCGUUGUGCAGAAGAACGGUAACACUCAAACAGAUGAUCAUCAGGGAAUGAUAAAACAUCCAAGCAGAGAUUUUCUGCAGAGUCUUUGUGCUUUAAUAUCGAUU
Molecule: messenger RNA, 4087 nt
Organism: Xiphias gladius (swordfish)
Lineage: Eukaryota; Metazoa; Chordata; Actinopteri; Istiophoriformes; Xiphiidae
Gene: fktn
Product: fukutin
Exons: 10
Coding region: 209-1582 (457 amino acids)
Cellular component (GO): Golgi membrane
Source: RefSeq, a predicted model, not a curated record